AUUCAGUUCGCAUUCCGAGUACACCUGUCGAGUAUGUCGAGCGCUUGUCGGCACACUGAUAAAAAAUAGUUUAGUUAUCAGCUUGAAUUGUUAUCAGUAACGAUUUUCGUGUAUAAAUAUUCACGUCGAUUACAAGGCACACGAUCAGUUGAAUUUUAUUCGUGCAUUUGAAAAGACGUAUUAAGAUCAGUUAGAGCAUCUACAAUGGGUACUCAUAGUUCCAAGCCAAAAAAAAAUAGCUAUAAAGUGUCAACUUCCGAGGAACAGUCGCAGCAAAGCAGCACCAGUAAUAGCGCCAAAGCUCGGAUGAAUGACACGAAACCAGAGAACAAGGUCGUUCCGUCCGACUCCGCACCAGCCCCUGCCUCUGUUUCUGCACCCGCCUCCGCUCCCGCCCCUGCUGUGCCAGAAAUUGAUAGUAAACUAGUGCCCACAUGGAUUAAAGAGACACAUUUUGUGGAAAUACUCAGAGAGACUGUUCCACAGUUCUCAAAAAUUCAAAGCUUUCGCAUAAAGCCCGCUCUCAGCCCCGGAGAGAACUAUGCAACGCUUAUGCUGAGAGUAAGCAUCGAGGCAGAACUAACAGACAAAUCCGUCAAAUCCGUUUCGUAUAUGAUGAAAGUAGCACACGAUAAUCCGGGAAUGGAACAAAUGCUCGCCGUUGCCAAUUUCUUUCCAAUUGAAAAUGAGGCCUACAUCGAUCUAUUGCCGAAACUGGAGGAACUAUAUAGAGAAAAGGGUGUAGACAUAACCUUUGCUCCGCGAGCCUACAGGUUCAAAGAGGCUCUCAAGGAAGAACCUAAGCUCGCGAAUUCGGUGUUGAUGUAUGAUCUUGGUCAGGAUGGUUACAAGAAUGUCAAUCGCCGGGAAUGUCUCAAUUUAGAGCAGACUAAAGUGGUGCUAAAGAAGAUGGCGCAAUAUCAUGCCGCGGGGGCGCACUAUAAAAACGUUCAUGGGCUCUCGGAUGGAAUGAUGUAUGGAAUGAUGGGCAAAACUCUUGAGAAUAGCUUGGCUAUGCUAGAUGCUAUAAUGAAACCAACCCAGAAACUGUUCUUAGAUAAUCUAAAGAACUUUAAUGACUGCCAGAAGUAUCAUGAUAAAUUGGUGAAAUAUUUCGCCGAUGUCCGCGAAGUAUUUCUGGAUAUAGGCAGUCACGAUCCAAACGAAUUUAAUGUGGUCAAUCAUGGCGAUUCUUGGGUUAACAAUCUGCUAUUUCAGAUUGCACCCAAUGGGGAUCUCACUGAUAUGAUCUAUGUUGAUUUCCAGAAUCCCCGUUAUGGCCAUCCAUUUUCCGAUUUUCUUUACUUUAUCAUGACAUCUGUUCACAUUGAUUACAAGCUCAAGGAUUUCGACUUCUUUGUUAAGUAUUAUCACGAUCAACUGAUAGAACAUCUGGAAUUACUGGAGUAUACGGAGCGUAAGCCAAGGUUGUCGGAGUUCCACAUCCAACUCUACAAAUAUGGAAGCUGGGCAAUCACAGGCGUCUUUAUGGUGUUGCCCUUGGUGCUCCUAGAUCCGACCGAGUCGGCAACCUUUGAGAAUUUUAUGGGCGACAGUGAAGCGGGAGCUGAUUUCAAGAAUCUGAUGUACUCAGGAAAACGCUAUAAGCAUUAUAUCGAGCAGAUACUGCCCUGGCUGGACAAUCGUGGACUCCUAGAAGCAUAUGCGCCACUACCAAAACAGAUUGCAGUUGCCAAAUCCCAAGUGGAAAUCGAGGUGGAUCCCGUCACGCCUGAUUGGGUCAAUAUCGAACAAUUCAAAGCUCUGCUUAAAGCUGAGAAGACCGACUAUAAGGAUAUAGAAAGAUUCCGAGUAAAAAAAGCUACAGAGUCUGGUGACAAUUACUUCUCGAUCAUGCUCUCAGUGGACAUUGAUUACCUAACCGUUUCCGGUGACAAGUCAAGCAUUUCCUUUAUGCUGAAGGUGCCGCCAAGUGGUGAUGCCACCAAAGAAUUACUGGACGUAAUGCUCACUUUUAAGAAGGAGAUUGAAAUGUAUUAUGAUGUCAUACCAGAGCUGGAACAGCUCUAUAAACAGGCUGGACAACCCAUCAUAUUUGGACCAAAAAGCUACAAAUUACCAAACGCUCCAGAUGCAGAGCACAUUCUCCUUGAGAAUCUGCGCCCAGCGGGAUAUAAGAAUGCGGAUCGCCUACAAGGAUUGAAUAUAAGCGAAACAGAAAAUGUAUUAGCCAAGCUGGCCAAGCUGCAUGCAGCCUCUGCGUAUUUAUAUGUUACCAAGGGUCCUUUCUCCGAUUGUCUGGACAAACCACUGUAUAAUGAGAAGUCCCGUCCAAUUUUUGAUAAUCCUCAGAAUAAGAGCUUCAUGGAUUUAGCUACUGAGGCAAUUAAGGGCUUUAAGGGCAGCGAAGAAUAUGUCGAUAAAGUGAUCAAGAUAAUGGAUAAUCUCUUUGAACUUACGUGCAAAGCGGAAGAGUAUGACAAGGACGAGUUUAAUGUCAUGAAUCAUGGCGAUUGUUGGACCAACAAUGUUAUGUUUGCCUAUAAUUCCCAGGGGGAAAUUACAGACACACUGCUUAUAGACUUCCAGCGAUCGAACUUUAAUACUCCUGCCCAGGAUUUGUAUUACUUGCUGUUAUCCUCGCCUAACUUUGACAUCAAACUUGACAAGUUCGAUUACUUUAUACGCUUCUAUUAUUCGGAACUCCGACGCAAUCUAGAGUUGCUCAAGUAUCCACGCCAUAUACCUACCUUGAGGGAACUUCACACCAUGCUCCUGCAAAAUCCUCUUUGGGCCAUAACAACAACUUCCACAGUGAUGUCCGCCGUUCUGUUAGAUCCCACGGACAAUGCGAACAUUGAAACCAUGAUGGGUAACAAUAAGGAAGGGGACGAGCUCAAAAGGAAACUCUUCAGUGGUGACAGGUAUCUCAAACAUGCCGAGGCUAUCUAUCCCUUCCUCAACCAUAGAGGACUUUUGGACCUUGAAUAAGUUCACCGACACCUCUACUGUAAAUAAAAGUUAAUUCUGUUAUAUAUUGAUUACUUUCUAAACAAAUAAAUAUAAAUGUUGUAAGUUAAUAAUGUACUUUUCUCU
Messenger RNA from Drosophila innubila, 3057 nucleotides. RefSeq lists its product as uncharacterized. Lineage: Eukaryota; Metazoa; Arthropoda; Insecta; Diptera; Drosophilidae. The coding region runs from base 205 to 2952 and encodes 915 amino acids. The record is from RefSeq and is a predicted model, not a curated record. The transcript has 5 exons.